UAUUUCCGAUUCUACGGGAUUCCGUAGCCAAUAUCACAUUAGGGAUAAUUUUCGGAUUUCGCCUCGUACACAACGACCCCCAAUAUGAGGGAAUUCUGGAUACAGUGCACAAAAUGUAUGAACUCAACACAAAACUAAACGUUGUGAACUUUGUUCCCUUUUUGGAAAAGCUUCCGUUGCCAGUUCUCAAGGAAUUCGAUGAAGUUUCUACUCGUUUGGUUUUGCAAGUAAUUGCAUGGUUCAAAGGACAGGAAAACAAUAAACACGUAGAUUCAAGUCACAUGAAAUCUUUUGCCAAUUGGUACAAAACUGACGUUAUGAAGUACAAGCAGUACGAGAUGGAUGAGAAAGUGACAUUGAGAGAAAAUGACAAGAAACCAGCUUUGAAUGAUUCUAUACAAGCGAAUGGACAAGAAAAAGACGUCAAAUUGGAUAGCAUAUUUUCCGAAAACCAAAUUAUUUCUGUUGCUAUCGACCUUUUUAUGGCCGGUUUUGAGACCGUUACAACAACGUUACGAUGGGGUUUUCUAUAUAUGGCAUUGCAUCCUGAAAUCCAGGCAAAAGUUCAAGAAGAAAUUGACUCCAAUUUAGGAGACCGAAACCCAAGUAUUACAGACAAAGGUACACUGCCGUACACAGAGGCGACUAUCAUGGAAAUACAGCGUCUGAAUUAUGUUCUUCCAUUGGCGGUUCCACAUUCUACCACAAAAGACGUGGAAUUCCAUGGCUACACCAUCCCCAAGGAUACUAUGGUACUUGUGAAUCUCUGGUCUGUCAUGACGGACCCCGUAUGUUGGCCAAAUCCCGAGAAGUUCGACCCUCAGCGCCAUCUGAACGAGAGAGGAAGAACCAUACGCCACGUUGUAUUUACCCCAUUUUCUCUAGGUAAACGGUCGUGCGUAGGAGCAGCACUUGCUAGAAUGGAGCUCUUCCUUUUCUUUACCUCCUUGAUGCAGAAGUUUACAUUUCGUCUCCCAGACGGCGCUUCAGCUCCUGUGUUUGAGGAGGGCACUUUGGCAUCAACGUUCAGCCCCCCUUACCACCAGCUCUGCGUGGUUUGUAGGGGCCCGAAGACUUAAUCAGAUAGGCUUGUCGACCGUUAUUUCCUGUUUUUAAUCUGUAAAUACUGUGGUCAACUUUAUUCAUCUUUCAACAAGUUAAAACAAAAGCAUUUUAAAUUUUAAGUUUUAAUUCUUUUUCACAUUGUUCUCCACACAAUGGACAAUAGAAGUGUCACCCCCUGAAUCAAAGUAAUCAGAUAAUAAUUAAGUAAUCAAUAAUCAAAGUAGGCAGAUCUUGAGUAGUUAAAAUGCCUGGUCUACAUUUUUUUGUGA
Molecule: messenger RNA, 1334 nt
Organism: Lingula anatina
Lineage: Eukaryota; Metazoa; Brachiopoda; Lingulata; Lingulida; Lingulidae
Product: cytochrome P450 2J2
Biological process (GO): xenobiotic metabolic process
Cellular component (GO): cytoplasm; intracellular membrane-bounded organelle
Molecular function (GO): steroid hydroxylase activity; oxidoreductase activity, acting on paired donors, with incorporation or reduction of molecular oxygen, reduced flavin or flavoprotein as one donor, and incorporation of one atom of oxygen; iron ion binding
Source: RefSeq, a predicted model, not a curated record